CCCAAUUCCUUCAUCGGCCUCGACACGAAGCCUCGCCGCUAACGUCCAUGGCGGCAGAUCGCAGCGUAUAAAAACUCCUUCAAAUCAAAAUCACAAAAUUGCGAAUUGAAAAUCGCAAUUCGAAUCGAACACAUCAAUGGAGGACGACGAAGCAGAGAUUUACGAUGGUAUCAGAGCUCAGUUCCCUAUAACCUUCGGCAAGCAAUCGAAGCCCGUAACCUCUCUCGAAGCCAUCCACAACGCCACCCGCCGCACCACCACCGCCGCCACCACUACAGAUGGUAAUAGCAGCAAAGACUUUCCUUCUGUCUCCUCUUCCUCCAAAGCCUGGUUAAACUCUCUCAGAAACCCUAACCCUAGCUCUAGCUCUAGCUCUCGUAAUCGCUCUAACCCUAACCCUAGUCGUGCGAGUGAUGUCGAUGAUGCUAUUAUUGGCCCGCCUCGGCCGCCGUUGGAUUCUGAUUCGCUUAAUGGUGGAGAGGACGACGGUGUGAUGAUUGGCCCGCCUCGGCCGUUGCGUACAGAUGAUGAGGAUGAUGAUGAUGAGGAUCGUAUGAUUGGACCGCCUCGGCCAGUGGCUGGUGAUGACGAAGAUGAUGAUGAUGGGCAAAUGAUUGGGCCGCCUCCGCCUCCACGGGGUUCGAGACUGGAUGAUUCUGAUGCGGAGGAGGAUUCCGACGAUGGUGAAGAAGAGGGUGGGUAUCGGAUACCUCUCAGUAAUGAGAUUGUUUUGAAGGGUCACACUAAGGUUGUUUCAGCUCUUGCUGUUGAUCCUACGGGAUCUAGAGUCCUUUCUGGUAGUUAUGACUACUCAGUGCGUAUGUAUGACUUUCAAGGGAUGAAUGCUCGUUUGCAAUCCUUUAGACAGCUUGAACCAUCUGAAGGUCACCAAGUUCGCAAUCUAAGCUGGAGUCCUACGGCAGACCGAUUUUUGUGCGUAACUGGCUCGGCCCAAGCUAAGAUAUAUGACCGGGAUGGACUCACUCUUGGUGAGUUCGUGAAGGGGGACAUGUAUAUCCGUGACCUUAAGAAUACAAAGGGCCAUAUAACGGGAUUGACUUGUGGGGAAUGGCACCCUAAAGCAAAGGAAACAAUUUUGACAUCAUCAGAGGAUGGUUCACUACGUAUAUGGGAUGUUAAUGACUUUAAAACUCAAAAGCAGGUGAUCAAACCAAAACUUGCAAGGCCUGGAAGAGUUGCUGUUACCACAUGUACCUGGGAUCGAGAGGGAAAAAGCAUUGCAGGUGGUAUUGGAGAUGGUUCUAUACAGAUAUGGAACCUUAAGCCUGGCUGGGGAAGUAGGCCAGAUAUACAUGUUGAAAAAGGUCACUCAGAUGAUAUCACUGCACUUAAGUUCUCUAGCGAUGGGCAGAUUCUACUAUCGAGAAGCUUUGAUGACUCGUUGAAGGUUUGGGAUCUGCGCAAAAUGAAAGAGCCACUUCGGAUAUUUGAGGAUCUUCCUAAUCAUUAUGCUCAAACAAAUAUUGCAUUUAGUCCUGAUGAGCAACUCUUCUUGACUGGAACUUCCGUUGAAAGGGAUAGCACAACAGGUGGUUUGUUAUGGUUUUUUGAUCGAGCAAAACUCGAACUCGUGUCAAGAGUUGGGAUUUCACCUACUUGUAGCGUUGUUCAGUGUGCUUGGCACCCAAAACUGAACCAGAUAUUAGCUUCGGUUGGAGAUAAAAACCAAGGAGGAACUCACAUAUUAUAUGAUCCAACACUCAGUGAGAGAGGAGCUCUUGUUUGUGUUGCACGUGCACCAAGGAAAAAGUCUGUUGAUGAUUAUGAAGCAAAACCUGUGAUCCACAACCCUCAUGCACUCCCCUUGUUUAGAGAUCAACCAAGUCGCAAGCGUCAACGAGAGAAAAUAUUGAAAGACCCAAUGAAAUCUCAUAAACCUGAACUUCCUAUAAAUGGACCAGGUCAUGGGGGAAGAGUUGGUACAACCAAGGGAAGCUUGUUAACUCAGUACCUUCUUAAGCAAGGAGGCUUGAUCAAGGAGACGUGGAUGGACGAAGAUCCUAGAGAAGCCAUUCUGAAAUAUGCAGAUGUUGCAGCAAAAGAACCGAAAUACAUUGCUCCUGCGUAUGCACAAACACAGCCUGAAACUGUUUUUGCAAAGUCAGAUUCCGAGGAUGAAGAGAAGUAAUCUGAACAUGUUCUCAAUCCACACUGCCAAGAAGUUGUGGUUGCAUUCACAUUUUGUAAUAUUGAGAUGGAAUUUUCAAGUAGGGUGAAAGAAAAACUGCCUACACCGGUCAGACUGACCGGUUUUCGGCCUAUUUUCUGUACCGCAAAACGGUCGGUCUGUGUUGGGAUUUUUUUCCUCUGGAAAUCAGUUUGGUGUUGGUUUUGGAGAUUUCAUGCCGAUCCGAAUUCACCGAUUAUGCCAAAUCUACCGAAUUUUCAAUAUACAGGCAUUACCUCUUAUUGUUGUUGAAUUUGAUAGUUGAUGAAUUACUCUUGGUGCAAAUAUGUUGUUGUUUGUUGGGUAAAAACAUCCUUAUAUUUUAAUUA
Molecule: messenger RNA, 2517 nt
Organism: Camellia sinensis
Lineage: Eukaryota; Viridiplantae; Streptophyta; Magnoliopsida; Ericales; Theaceae
Product: Transducin/WD40 repeat-like superfamily protein
Cellular component (GO): nucleus; site of double-strand break
Molecular function (GO): protein binding
Source: RefSeq, a predicted model, not a curated record